Molecule: messenger RNA, 291 nt
Organism: Peronospora matthiolae
Lineage: Eukaryota; Oomycota; Peronosporomycetes; Peronosporales; Peronosporaceae
Source: the annotation of a GenBank genome assembly
AUGGCCGUGUCCAAUUCGGAGCAAUCCCGAACGUCUCCGCCACUCAACGCCCCUGCUCGGCGUCGCUUCCGUCGUCAUGGCGUCGGACCUCGUCUCGUCCGUCUCCACGCGGCUGCCAAGCGCCAAUCUCGCGGACGUGAUCGAUGGACUCAGCAAUCGCUUUUCCUAGCAAAUGAAUGCGCUCAGCUGAAGCCGCUAAUGGCGCUCGAGACCGACACCGACAUCGAAAAGCCCUUUCACUGCUAUUUGACGUGGCGGUGGUCACUUUCAAGUCCGAGCACGGGUUUUUGA